CUUAAUAGAUACAACCCGGCCACAACACCCAAACUUGUUUCGUUUGCAAAGUGUUUUUGCAGCAUUUCAAAAGCCACUGUCAAAUACAAUGAUCAAUCAAAAUAGAAUAUAGAAUCCUUAAAAAAUUUGAACAACUCUCAUAACAUAAAUUUCUUUGUUUCAACCUAUUAGGUGUUUGGUUUAUUAACGUCAUGGCCAAACCUCAUGAACUCAAACCAUUAUACGCAACACUUCUCAACAAAUGUUUUUCCUCGAAAAACAUAAACAGCCUCAAAAUAAUCCAUGCACGCACAAUUCGUUUAGGUAUUUCACACGAUGAUUUCAUUCGAACCAAACUUGUUUCUUGCUAUGCUUCAUGUUCCAAAUUGCACCAAGCAAAUAUUCUUUUUUCAUUCACAAAUCGCAAACCCACUUUCCUCAACAACUCUCUCAUUAGAGCCUAUUUAUCUCUCAACCUAUUUAAAGAAACGCUUUCGCUAUUUCGUGAAAUGAGGUUGUCUUAUAAACCCUUUGAUUGCCAUACUUUGCCGCUUGUGCUAAAAUCUUGCGCUGGUUUAUCGGCGUUAAGGCUUGGGAAACAAGUUCAUGGAGCUGUUUUGGUAAAUGGGUUUGCGUUAGAUUUGAAAAAUUCUAAUGCUUUGAUAAACAUGUAUGCUAAAUGCGGGGAGUUAGAAUUUGCGCGCAAAGUGUUUGAUGGAAUGUGCGAAAGGAAUGAGGUUACUUGGUCGACGAUGAUAGCAGGUUAUGGAAUGCAUGGUAGGUUUGAAGAGGUUUUUGAGAUGUUUAAUAGAAUGGUGGAAGUAGGAGAGAGGAUGGAUAAUGUGAGUUUUACGGUUGUUUUGACUGCGUGUAGUCAUGGCGGGUUUGUCGAGAAAGGGAGGGAGAUUUUUGAGAUGAUGAAGGUGAGGUUUGGGGUGAAACCUGAUGUGAGGCAUUAUACAUGUAUGGUGGAUAUGUUGGGGAGGGUUGGUUUAGUGGAAGAAGCAGAGAAGUUGACAUUGAAAAUGGAUGUUAGGCCUGAUGAAGCUUUGGUGGGUGCUUUGUUUGGAGCUUGUAAAACUCAUGGGAGGGUUGAUGUUGCUGAGAGAGUUGCAGAGAGGUUUUAUGGGACAGAGCUGAGUGUUGUUGCAUCCUCAAUUUGAAUUCAAUAUACAUGAUGUGGAGGAGGAUCUAGCAGAAGGAUAUCAUGAAAUGGAUGCUCGAGAGCUUCGCAAACUUAGUCGGGAUGAAAUUAAGGAAUACGUGAUUAAUAACAUGUGGAAUCCAGAGUACCCAACACUAGUUUACAGGAAAGAUUGAGCAAUCUGCAGCAGGGUGAAAUCAACCUUACACACUCAAUUUAUAUAGAUUCUAAAAUAUCAUCACAUAGCUUAUUUUGUGAUUAAACAAGAAAAGCAAAUUGAUUAUUCAUACAACUUUUUUAUUUUGUUGUCUUACACUUGUUAUCAUGGGUUUAUAACCAAGCUUACGAGUUAUAGUUUCAUGUAAA
This is a messenger RNA of Medicago truncatula (barrel medic), 1489 nucleotides long. Its product is annotated as pentatricopeptide repeat-containing protein At4g16470. The record is from RefSeq and is a predicted model, not a curated record. Gene Ontology annotation, molecular function: protein binding; RNA binding. The transcript is spliced from 2 exons. NCBI's taxonomy places the organism in Eukaryota, Viridiplantae, Streptophyta, Magnoliopsida, Fabales, Fabaceae. Gene Ontology annotation, biological process: RNA modification. The coding region runs from base 192 to 1142 and encodes 316 amino acids.